UCGGGCGGAGGCAAGGUCCGGAAUCCGAAGAAACCCAAGGCGCGUCCACCAAAGUCUCUACGAGAAACCAUUCUCCUGCCUGUGAGAUCAUUACCAGCAUAUUCCGGACCCUAUUCAGUGGGAACCAUGGAAAUUGAAGUGCCAGUCGAAGAACCACGGACCUUUACCAACAUCACGCGGAAGGGGAAUCAUGUACUGCAGUUGAAGACGGUGCUGUUGACCAUAUACUACCCUGCUUCUCCGCCGCAGAAGAAGCGGCCAUCGAGACAGCUAUGGCUAGGGCGACCGAGAUGGAGCAUGGCGGCUGGUUAUGGCCAUUUUUCGACAGUUGGACCUUUGGGCAUACCAGUGUUUCUGCCUACGAUGUUCACAAAGCUUCCGGCAUUCCGAAAUGCUCCGCUCUCGAAUCAGUUUCCUCCGGAUACCGACCAUGGAGACGAAGAUCAGAAAUCUGGUGAGAGCACAGAGGAAGAGGAGAAAGACGAAACAGACCGGUCUUCGGACGCGCCGCCGAGAUUUCCUCUCAUGAUGUUCAGUCACGGCCUAGGCGGCACUAAGACUGCUUACUCGAGUGUUUGCGGCGAGUUUGCGAGUUACGGGUUUGCGGUUAUCGCCGUAGAACAUCGAGAUGGUAGCGGGCCUCGAAGUUUCAUCAAUCAGCCUGGAAGUGGCGAGGUCGAAUUUGACAAAGCUGGUGAAAGACGAAAUCCAAAGAAAUUUCACAGGAAGCAUGGUGAUACGCACUAUGAUGAUUACCUCUUCCCGAAAGUCACAGACAAUCCCUGGGACACCAGUCCGAACAAUGACAAAGGAGUUGAUCAAGAACUCCGCGGAGGGCAGCUGGAUCUGCGCUUAGCAGAGAUCGAGGAAGCUUACAAGGUCAUGAACAUCAUCAAUGCAGGCAGAGGCGAAGAAAUCGUUGCGAAAAAUAUGCGACAAAAGGGCUACAAAGCGUCUUCAACACAUGGUCUCGAUGGUGUUGACUGGUCAACCUGGAAGGACAGAGUGGACACCGAAUACGUCGUUGCGGCUGGACAUUCCUUCGGCGCAGCAACUGUUGUGGACAUGUUGCGACACCCAGAACGAUUCAAGUGGGUUGCACAAGGCAUCAUCUACGAUAUUUGGGGAAGUGGAACGCGGCCAGCAGCCGAGGAAGACGAGAAAAUUCAAGCACCAAUCCUAGCCAUCAACUCAGAAGCCUUCACAUACUGGCCAUCCAACUUCGAUCUCGUAUCAAAUCUAGUGGAAGAAGCCCAUCCAUGUCCAGCAUGGCUCAUGACAGUCCGCGGCACAAUACACGUCUCGCAAUCCGACUUUUCGCUACUAUACCCUAACGUCUGCUCACUCUUCCUGAAAGCAAGCGCCAACCCUGAGCGAGCUCUGGAUAUCAACGUCAACGCUUCACUGGAGUUCUUGCAAAUGGUGAUGCCAACGAUACCCUACCGCAUCAAAAAGGCGUUCCCCAACGAAGAGUUGCUACAGACGCCCACGCAUCACCUUGAGGACAUUCCUGUCAUAGACCUGCACAAGCCAAAAGACGAAAAGUGGAUGGCUGCAAGACUGCGCAUCCCGCACGAGUUUACUUGGCGUGUAGCCCCUGGAUUGGCAAGGAAAAUGGCGAGGAAGAAGAUCACUGAGGGAGGCGGUUCGCCGGAUGAUGAGGUCUGGUUGCAUUGCAAGCCG
Aureobasidium namibiae CBS 147.97 is the source of this 1683-nucleotide messenger RNA. RefSeq lists its product as uncharacterized. Lineage: Eukaryota; Fungi; Ascomycota; Dothideomycetes; Dothideales; Saccotheciaceae. The transcript has 5 exons. Gene Ontology annotation, molecular function: 1-alkyl-2-acetylglycerophosphocholine esterase activity. The record is from RefSeq and is a predicted model, not a curated record. The annotation marks the transcript as partial.